GGGAUGCAGCAGGGACCAUGGGUGCCCGGAAGGACGGUGCCUCCUCGGGGCGACUCUCGCUGCCGCUGCCACUGCCGCUGCUGCUGCUGCUGCUGCUGCUGCAGCUGCUGGGCUCCUUACCGUCCCCCGCCGCCACCCAGGCCCUUGGCUACCAGGAGGCUGUGCGCCAGGCCGUGGCUGACUUCAACAAGCGCUCCUUGGACCCCAGCCUCUUCCGCCUCCUCAGCCUGGACUCCACACCCUCGGGGGAUGAGGACCCAGGUACCCCAAAGCCCGUGAGCUUCACUGUGAAGGAGACAGUGUGUCCCAAGGCGACCCAGCUGCCGCUGGAGCAGUGUGACUUCAAGGAGAACGGGGUGGUGAAGCGAUGCACGGGGACGGUCACCCUGGGCCCGGCCAGCAGCGCCUCUGGUGUCAGCUGUGACAGGGCCCAGCGCGUCAGGCGAAUGGUGGGGCUGCGUAAAUUCUUGCGAAAAACAGGACGGAAGCUGCGCAAAACGCUACAGAAAAUCGGGAAUGCUUUGCAGAAGUUCCAGCCUAGGCCCCAGUUUCCCAGUAACUAUCCAAAUAGAGUGUGAGGGCCAGGGAUGUAGCUCAGGGGCACUGUGCCUGCCUCACAAGUGCAAGGUCCUGAGUUCAA
This is a messenger RNA of Fukomys damarensis (Damara mole-rat), 640 nucleotides long. RefSeq names its product cathelin. The record is from RefSeq and is a predicted model, not a curated record. Gene Ontology annotation, biological process: defense response to Gram-negative bacterium; defense response to Gram-positive bacterium; innate immune response. The transcript has 4 exons. Lineage: Eukaryota; Metazoa; Chordata; Mammalia; Rodentia; Bathyergidae. Gene Ontology annotation, cellular component: extracellular region. Gene Ontology annotation, molecular function: lipopolysaccharide binding. Bases 18 to 578 code for a protein of 186 amino acids.